GCCGGGAAGUGAGCGCGGUGGCGCAACGUGGUGGCUUACCUUCUACUCGUUCUUUUCAGUGGCUUUCUUUCUACAGGGCGACUGGGUCUGUUCCGCCCUGUCCCGGCGGGGACCGGAGAGUCCCCCCAGCUUCGCGCCUUCGGGCACCGGAGACCCCGACUCUGCCUCCUGCGCCGGGACCGGAGAUUCCGCACCCCGCCUCCGGCCCUGCCCCGGAGACCCCUGUCUCGGCUUCCUGCGCGGCCCGCGCGGUGCGCGGCUUCGGGGCCCUGGCGCACGAUGGCGCGGCCCCGCCUCGGGCUGCUGUGCCUGGCCGCGUGCGCGCUGCUGGGCGCGGGGGCCGAGGCCGAUGUCUCCAUCCUGGAGCAGGCACGCGUGCUGGCCCGCCAGAUGCACAAGCUGGCAGCCGACGAGCUGGGAGUCGUCACCAUGCAGCGGAUUUUCAACUCCUUUGUGUACACGGAGAAAGUCUCCAACGGAGAAAGCGAGGUUCAGCAGUUAGCUAAAAAGAUUCGAGAGAAAUUCAACCGGUACCUGGAUGUGGUCAAUCGCAACAAGCAAGUCGUGGAGGCGUCCUACACUGCGCACCUGACGUCACCACUCACCGCGAUCCAGGACUGCUGCACGAUCCCACCAACCAUGAUGGAAUUCGAUGGGAACUUUAAUACCAAUGUGUCUAGAACAAUUAGUUGUGAUCGACUUUCUACUACUGUUAAUAGCCGAGCCUUCAACCCUGGACGAGACUUGAAUUCAGUUCUUGCAGACAACCUGAAAUCCAACCCUGGAAUCAAGUGGCAGUAUUUCAGUUCAGAAGAAGGAAUCUUCACCGUCUUCCCGGCACACAAGUUUCGGUGUAAGGGCAGCUACGAGCACCGCAGUAGGCCCAUCUAUGUGUCCACUGUCCGGCCACAGUCCAAGCACAUCGUCGUCAUCCUGGACCACGGGGCCUCAGUCACUGACACCCAGCUGCAGAUCGCCAAGGACGCUGCUCAGGUCAUCCUCAGCGCCAUCGACGAGCACGACAAGAUCUCCGUGCUGACUGUGGCAGACGCCGUCAGGACCUGCUCUCUAGACCAGUGCUACAAGACUUUCCUGUCCCCGGCCACCAGCGAGACGAAGAGGAAGAUGUCCAGCUUCGUCAGCAGCAUCAAGGCCUCGGACAGCCCCACGCAGCACGCGGCGGGCUUCCAGAAGGCCUUCCAGUUGAUCCGAAGCACAAACAACAGCACCAAGCUCCAAGCAAACACAGACAUGGUCAUCAUCUACCUGUCGGCCGGCCUCACGUCCAAGGAUGCCCCAGAGGAGGAUAAGAAGGCGACUCUGCAGGUCAUCAAUGAAGAAAACAGCCUCCUGAACAACUCCGUGAUGAUCCUGACCUACGCCCUCAUGAACGACGGGGUGACAGGGCUGAAGGAGCUGGCUUUCCUGCGGGACCUGGCCGAGCAGAACUCAGGGAAGUAUGGCGUGCCUGACCGCAGCGCCCUGCCAGUUACCAAGGGCAGCAUGAUGGUGCUGAACCAGCUGAGCAACCUGGAGACCACGGUGGGCAGGUUCUACACCAACCUUGCCAACCGGAUGAUCGAUGAGGCUGUCUUCAGCCUGCCCUUCUCCGACGAGAUGGGAGACGGCCUGAUAAUGACUGUGAGUAAGCCCUGUUACUUUGGAAACCUCCUGCUGGGGAUCGUGGGUGUGGACGUGAACCUGGCCUACAUCCUGGAAGACGUGACCUAUUACCAAGACUCGCUGGCCUCCUACACGUUCCUCAUAGACAACAAAGGCUACACGCUCAUGCACCCGUCUCUCACCAGGCCGUACUUACUCUCCGAGCCCCCCCUCCACACGGACAUCAUUCACUAUGAAAAUAUCCCCAAGUUUGAGUUGGUUCGGCAAAAUAUCCUAAGCCUCCCCCUGGGCAGCCAGAUCAUCUCGGUCCCUGUGAACUCGUCUCUCUCCUGGCACCUCAACAAGCUGCGGGAGUCCGGGAAGGAGGCCUACAACGUGAGCUACGCCUGGAAGAUGGUACAGGACACGUCCUUCAUUCUGUGCAUCGUGGUGAUACAGCCGGAAGUGCCUGUGAGACAGCUGAAGAACCUCAACACUGUGCCCAGCAGCAAGCUGCUAUACCACCGCCUAGACCUGCUGGGCCAGCCAAGCGCCUGCCUCCACUUCAAGCAGCUGGCGACACUUGAGAGCCCCACCGUCAUGCUGUCAGCCGGCAGCUUCUCGUCCCCCUACGAGCACCUCAGCCAGCCCGAGACCAAGCGCAUGGUGGAGCACUACACCGCCUACCUCAGCGACAACACCCGCCUCAUAGCCAACCCGGGGCUCAAAUUCUCUGUCCGAAAUGAAGUCAUGGCGACCAGCCACGUCACUGAUGAAUGGAUGACACAGAUGGAAAUGAGCAGCCUGAACACUUACAUUGUUCGCCGUUACAUAGCAACGCCCAACGGUGUCCUCAGAAUUUACCCUGGCUCCCUCAUGGACAAAGCCUUCGACCCGACCCGCAGACAGUGGUACCUUCAUGCCGUGGCCAACCCAGGCUUGAUUUCCCUGACCGGCCCUUACCUGGACGUCGGUGGAGCCGGCUACGUCGUGACCAUCAGCCACACCAUCCACUCGUCAAGCACACAGCUGUCUUCCGGGCAUACUGUGGCCGUGAUGGGCAUCGACUUCACCCUCAGGUACUUCUACAAGGUCCUCAUGGACCAGCUGCCCGUGUGCAACCAGGAUGGUGGCAACAAACUAAGGUGCUUCAUCAUGGAGGACAGGGGCUACCUGGUGGCGCACCCCACGCUCAUUGACCCCAAGGGACACGCCCCAGUGGAGCAGCAGCACAUCACCCACAAGGAGCCGCUGGUGGCCAACGACAUCCUAAACCACCCCAACUUCGUGAGGAAGAACCUGUGCAACAGCUUCAGUGACCGGACCGUGCAGAGGUUCUACAAGUUCAACACCAGCCUGGCGGGGGACCUUACCAACCUUGUGCACGGCAGCCAUUGCUCCAAAUACCGACUGGCGAGGAUCCCAGGCACCAAUGCCUUCGUUGGCAUCGUCAACGAGACGUGCGACUCUCUGGCCUUCUGCGCAUGUAGCAUGGUGGACCGGCUCUGCCUCAACUGUCACCGGAUGGAGCAGAAUGAAUGCGAAUGCCCUUGUGAGUGCCCCCUGGAGGUCAACGAGUGCACCGGCAACCUCACCAACGCAGAGAACCGGAACCCGAGCUGUGAGGUCCACCAGGAGCCGGUGACGUACAUGGCCCUUGAGCCAGGGCUGCAGGACGCCCUGCGCCAGUGCGUCAACAGCAGGUGCAGCCAGCGGCUGGAGAGUGGGGACUGCUUCGGGGUGCUAGACUGCGAGUGGUGUGUGGUGGACAGCGACGGUAAGACGCACCUGGACAAGUCCUACUGCGCACCUCAGAAGGAGUGCUUUGGGGGUAUCGUGGGAGCCAAGAGCCCCUAUGUGGACGACACAGGCGCCAUUGGUGACGAGGUGAUCGCACUGAACAUGAUCAAGAGUGCGCCCGUGGGCCCGGUGGCCGGGGGCAUCAUGGGCUGCAUCAUGGUGCUGGUGCUGGCUGUCUACGCCUACCGCCACCAGAUCCACCGCCGCAGCCACCAGCACAUGUCGCCCCUGGCGGCACAAGAGAUGUCGGUGCGGAUGUCCAACCUGGAAAACGACAGGGACGAGAGGGACGAGGACAGCCACGAGGACAGGGGCAUCAUCAGCAACACCCGCUUUAUCGCUGCUGUCAUCGAGCGCCACGCACACAGCCCCGAGAGGAGGCGACGCUACUGGGGCCGGUCGGGGACGGAGAGUGACCAUGGCUACAGCACCAUGAGCCCCCAGGAGGAUAGCGAGAACCCGCCCUGCAACAGCGACCCCCUGUCUGCGGGCGUGGACGUCAGCAACCACGACGAGGACCUGGACCUGGACGCCCCUCCCCAGACCGCUGCGCUGCUGAGCCACGGGUUCCACCAUUGCCACCCGCACCGCCCCGCGCUGCACCCAGGCCACUGCCUGCAGGCGGCCGUCACUGUGCACACCGUGGACGCUGAAUGCUGACCCCGGUGGGUGGCAACGGACUCGCGUGGACCAGAGGAGCAGCGGGCAGGGCUGCGAGGGGGCAGGCCAAGGGAGAGGGGCCUGGGGACAUGGCACACCCGCCCUCACUACCCGACCACAUGUCCCCGUGGCCCCCAAGACCUCGGUCACCAUGUGGAACUCACACCACGGGGCAACAGGUGCACCUCAGAGUUUCUAAACAAAAGGUUAUUUUUCUACUAUUUAUUAAACUUUUCAAACAUUCUUAGACUUUGAGGGAAAAGGCAAGAAAGCAGGAGACGUGUCCACGGGAACUCCUGGCCGUCAUGUGUGUGUGUGACACGGGUCUCACCCCGAUGCCCUCACGGCUCCAGCGCCGUCCCCACUCAUCACUGUCCUUUGCUGGAAUCCUCUAUCCAAGGCAUGCGGCAUUCGCACUCAGAGCCUGGGAGGUGGUGGAAUCCCCGUGGUUCCGCACGAAGUGUUACAUUCCUGUCGUUUGUUUCUGUUCCCAUUUGGGCUUCCUUAGGUUUCUACAAAAUCUAACGUCACCACCCCAGAUGACACGGUUAAAUGUCCCACUUCUCAGAACUGAGCACAGAGGGGAGGUGUUUGAACAUUGUGAAAUGUGGUUCCUAACCAAAGCUUUCUCUGGAGACCGAAGUGGAAAGCUGGGCCAGGUCCCCUGAGUCCCCGGCCGCACUUGGUGGGCCAGGGUGGCUCAGGUCCGCGCUGCUGGGAGAGCAGCGCUGUGACCCAGCCGUGCAGCUCGGACUCAUGUAUUGUGGCGCAAAUGUGUUGGGAGACGCCCGGCACGGGCAGGUGUAAAGCCCGGUCUCUGUGUGGUGGGGGUGUCCGCUGAAUAAUGUUUUCAUGCGAGAAUAAUACAAUACAGUGUAAAACAUGAAAUAAAGUCGGGCCUUCCACGA
Molecule: messenger RNA, 4970 nt
Organism: Cavia porcellus (domestic guinea pig)
Lineage: Eukaryota; Metazoa; Chordata; Mammalia; Rodentia; Caviidae
Gene: Cachd1
Product: cache domain containing 1
Exons: 27
Coding region: 280-4062 (1260 amino acids)
Cellular component (GO): voltage-gated calcium channel complex
Molecular function (GO): voltage-gated calcium channel activity
Source: RefSeq, a predicted model, not a curated record